Molecule: messenger RNA, 9851 nt
Organism: Hermetia illucens (black soldier fly)
Lineage: Eukaryota; Metazoa; Arthropoda; Insecta; Diptera; Stratiomyidae
Gene: DIP2
Product: disco-interacting protein 2
Exons: 20
Coding region: 570-8804 (2744 amino acids)
Source: RefSeq, a predicted model, not a curated record
UACUUCGGCGCGAUCAGCAGUGAUUUCUCGGCGUGUCGUUGAGUCAGGUUGGCGGGCGCGUUACCUGUACCCUGCGGAAGCAAGCGGAUCUGUGUUUUUGUCUCUUGGAAGAAAUUAGCAUUUUUGCUAGUGAUUAAACACACAUUAGUUUGCCUUUAGAAUAGUUUGUUGUUGUGGAAUGGUUGUACACAUUAACAUAUGCAGUUUACUAAAAUGUGGAGAGAUAAAAAGCAAUAAAUGUUAACAGUGAAUUGGUGUUUACGUUGGUGAUGAUUAUAUCAAUAGAUAAAAAGUGAAUUCCCGUAGAAAAGAAGUUUGCGCUAUCUGGGCGGAAUAAGGAACACACACUUAGUUCAGAAUAGUGUUUUUAGGUGAUUUCAUACUGAACGAUCCAGCGAACAACAAGCAAGGGGAUUUCUGGUGGAUUACAUGGAAUAAAGCUCAAAUGGAUAUGGUCGUCCCUUUAGCCCACAGUAAGAAGGAAGCCAACGAAAUGAUUUCUACGUGAACGCCGUUCUAUUUUCCAUCCAAAUCAUUCAACCAACAUCACUUUCACGUGAAUAACUAAUAUGCGGACUCCAAUGUUCGAAUCAAUUCGCAAUUUCCUUCGAACGAAGAAGAAAAGCAAAGAUAAAGAUGGUGCCGGUGUUAUGGAUGCCAGCUUCAAACGAAGCGACUCGUUCAAACGAAUCAGCAUACGGAAAAGUUACUUGGAUCGAGGACGAAAGCGAGCUGCUAUGCGAGCUCGUGCAAUCGGGAACAGUAUGAAUAGCACUUGCACUAGUUCAACAAGUCAAAUUGCCAGUGUAAGCAAGCCAGGGAAGACGGCCGAAGUGAAAAAUGGGAUUUUCGUUGGUUCCGUGCCAAGUAGUAUUUUCAACAACCAACCAGACUUGAAUCAGGACUCUGAUUCAGCGUCAAAAGAGACCGAAGUACAAAUUAUAGCGGUAGAUUUUCAAGAGGCAAAAUGUGGUACCAGUAAUAGGAUAUGCAAUGAAGUUAUAAAUGAAGAGAAUAUAUCGAACGUGAACGUAGAGGGGACUGUCGACUUUUCAGACGACUACUCAGUCCAUGGCUUCAAUUUAAAUACUUGUCAAGAGUCGAAACAAAUGUCGUUUGAAGAUAUUGUUUAUGACAAAGCCGAUGUAGUUCGGUUAGAAAAUGAAUCGGCUGCGCCCAGUUUAAUCACUUUCAAAACAUUCACGCCUGAUAAACACUACCUUGAGACGAGCUUCGAUUCCAUAGAAUCAGUUGGCAAUUUGAUGCAUUCGAAUAGCUUAGACUCGAUAAAGCCGGUGGCGAACAUCUCGCGGACGACCCUCGUCUAUGACACUCCAUCUUUGAACAACAACUUCACUGGUGAAAGCAUUGUUAUCCGAAUCUCUGGUACAACUAGCAGCGGCGGUAGUAAUGAGGAUGAAAUGAAUAUGCUCCAGCAUGAAAUCAUCUCGAAGAAAGAAAGCAUCGAUUCGGCUCUUGAACUUGACUCCGAGCUGAUCUUAACUGAUGGCAAUAGCAAUAAGCAUAAUCACAGUAAUCAGCACCAGCGGCACAGGCCUCCCGACGAGCAUGUCGAAAAAAAGCAUGAAGACGUUUCAAUGAACGAGAAGUACACUUUCGAAAUCUUCAAGGAGUUGCAGUCGAAGAAAUCGGAAGGCCCAGUAGUAACCGCAUCGCGGGCCUCUUCGCUAAACGAUAUUCACUUUGGCGUUGGCUCAUCAAUUACUUUGGAUGAAGUCAAUGAAAAUCCAUCAUCGCCGCGUACGUUCCAGUCAUUCGUAUUUGACCCCGAGAUUGACUUGUACGACAAUGCGGACAUUAUAUCACCAGACAGUUCGAUCCCGUAUCCACUGAGGGUCAAGACGAAUCCGUUUACCAGACAAAAGGAAUUGUAUUCGGUGAACCUAGGACGAAUUUGGAAGCAAUUGAACCUGGGGCAAGAUGAAGAUUUGUCUUUGGACAUGUCGACGACUUUCAAGAAAAAGAAUGAAUCGUUUAAGUCGAUGUCCUCUCACGAUUCUGGUUUUAGUUUAACUUUAACGAAACCAAAGAGUCUAUUUCGACGUAAGCCCAAGCAAGGAACCUACGCGCGAAGGAAUAAAGCUGCGAAGUUAGCGGUAUCACGCGAUAGCUUUGUAAAACGACCGGUCAUUGUUCAACGAAACUCUUCACGUCGAAGGAGGGUUAAGCGAAGCACGUACGAUACGUAUGGCCGCAAGAAAUACAACAAUGAAUCUUUUCUCCGUGAAUUUGAAGAGUUCUGUGCUGCUCGAAGGCAGCAUAUGAUUGCCAAAAGAAAUUUCACUGAAUUCGGUGAAUUCUACGGCGAUGAAGACUUCAAUCAAGAAAUGAGUGAUCUGGAGGCCUUUUUCGAAGAUCAUCUUAGAAAGCUGAAAUCCUACUAUCUGGAGCGAAAGAAGUUGAAUGAAACUGCAUUGAGCGAAUUCUACAAUGACUUUCCGUUGUCGGAAUCAGAUUAUACGUUUCCUCAUCCAGACAAAAGGCAACCAGUUCCAAGUAAAAAGAAGCAUAAGUACCUGUUCCAAGAGGUCCGAACGUUCAAUGACGACACAAAGUAUUCUUCACUGGAAUUCACAGAACGUGGCAGGCAUUGUCGAGGCGAUGAAAAGAUUCAAUAUGCGGAUAUCGAUUUUGAUUACGACAAUAGGAAUAUGUUCGAUUACCCGAAAAGCUGGCAUAUGACUGCAAAGAAAAAAUCGUUCGGUCGUCAUGGUCGCCGUUAUAGGCGAACAAGUAGUUGCUCUCGAAAGCCCCGGGAAAUUUGCUUAGCGAAUAUUUUUCCGGCAGUUGAUCAACCACCGGCAUUGGAAAUCAGUGGUGGUGAUGUUUGUACACUUUGUUGCAAACCAUUUUCUACGGAGAGAACGCCCCAGCGUAGGUGGUCCAUCGCCAGUGAUGAAUUCAGUGAACAAGAAUUUUUAUCGAAUUGUGAACUUUGCUGGGAAUGUGAUAACCAAUUGGCAGAAUGUGUUUGUACCCGGGAAAAUGUUAACAAUGAUGAGGAUGACUAUUGUUCUUGUCCGAAAGAUAUUCGUGCAAUAAAUCGUAAUGAGAUUCCGGUCGGUAAGCGGAAAGUUCGACGGAAAAAAUCAAAAAGGAAAAUUCGAAAAAAUCACUCGACGUUAAGGAAAAGUUUUAGUGGAAAUUGGGACAUCACUCAAAAAGGCUAUGAAAAGAAGAGGGCAAGACUGUUGCAACCAUACAUUGCAAAAAACACACAAGGUGAUGGAGGAUUUGAUCAUCGACCGACUAUGCCCGGAUAUUACAAUCUUCAACAAAACAAGGAUCAACCGCAACAGCCAGGUACUGGAGGAAAUGGUGUUGGGGGCGGUGGUGGUGGCGUGCAAUUAUCAAGCGAGGGCUAUAGUUAUGUUACAGAUGUUCCAUCAUUGCCAUCACAUCAUCGUCAUUCAAGUUCACAUCAUAAGUCCUCGUCGUCAUCUUCACAUCAUCAUCAGGGUGGUGGAAGUGGUGGUGGUAACUCCGGAAAUGGCGGUCCAGGCCAUCAGAAUCGCGUCCGAAGGACACAACGCCGUGUUACGCAUAAUGAGAAACGAUAUCACUCAGCGGGUCGAGCUGGUUCUCCACAAAAGUCAGGAACGCACAUAUCAAACGAACUCAAUAGUCAAUUGGCUGCGUUGUCCGUUCAAGCGGCGGCGAAGUCCAAUUUCAAAGGGUGCAUUCCAUAUAAAUCAGCACAAUAUCCAGAGCCAGGACAACAAGCAGGAUCUACCUCAUUGCCUCAAUCGCCAGUAUUACAAUCCAGGCAACAAGCUCCAGCCUCUUCAAACGUGGGUGUUCUGUCGGUGAACUCGAAGCAAAUAACGACAACGCAUGGUAGCAGCGGUAGUAGCAGUGGAGGCAUGAUUGCCCCAAGCUCAAUUCUGGCCGCUGUCCGAUCACUGGCGGCGAACAAUAAUGGUCCAAAAAGUGAGUCCAACUCAAGUGGAUGUGGUGACAAUAAGAAUCCUAGUCCUAGUGAAAAUACUGCUUCCACAAAUGCGCAAAGUAGUCAGGCUGUGGCACGACAAAAUCGACGACUGGGUCGUCAUGAAAGUCGAUAUACAAGUGAAGUAAGACAGGAAGCAGUACAGCAAGCCUUGGCCGCAUUGAAAAAUCGACCAAAGCCAAGUUUACCGAUGCCAUCGAAACGUAGUUCUGUACUUAAUCGAAGUCCCGAUCGUGAUAAUGACGAUACAGAUUCAACAUCAGAUGAUGAUCCCAUACCCGAGGAAAGAAUCUCAACGCCAGAUCGUGAAUACAAUUACCCGCGUGAUCACAUCUCAAACUCUCGCGAACAGAUAAAACCACCAGUUCGUGAUUCAUCGACCGGCGGCGGUGGUGGAGGUGGCGGGGGAGGAGGCGGUGGUGUCGGUGCACAUCACCAUAAGAAUUAUUCAGAUCGUCGUCCGCAUCACAAUCUACCGCCACCCCCCCAUUCCGAUACUUCGAGCGCCGGUUCACCGCCGGCAGUACACAGGAAGAAUAAUUUCGAUUUCACAGAUAUUUCGGAGUUCCAAAGAGGAUAUGUCCAACCUGAUAUAACGCAGUUCAGUGCUAAUACACGACGCGGUGCCGACCGGGUUACCCGAUAUGUAAAUAUUCCUGGGUCUGAACCUGGUGACACCGGUACGACCGGACGUUGGAAAGUCUCUGCGAAAAUUCAACAACUACUCAAUACCCUCAAACGGCCUAAACGGCGACCACUGCCAGAAUUCUACGAGGAUAACGACAUUGAAUUGGAGAUAGCUGCCAAUCCGAAAGAUCCAAAUGCACCGAAACCCGAAGGAAACACCAUGACACCUGUCCAAGGAGAGCAGCUUACUGUCGCGGCAGGGCUCCCUCGUACAUUGGAGGCAGCUUUGCAACGCUUCGGUACCAAUUCAGCCAAGUCACCCAUGGCGACCGUGUUAGAUCCUAAUGGAAAGUUGACGACAACAUUGACAUACGGAAAGCUCCUUUCACGCGCACAAAAAAUCGCUUUUGCAUUAUCUACAAAAGUUUUUAGUAAAGGACCCGAACAAAUCACUUUGAAACCUGGCGAUCGUGUGGCAUUAGUGUACCCAAAUAGUGAUCCCUUAAGUUUUAUUGCGGCCUGGUAUGGCUGUAUGUUCCGAGGCUUAGUUCCACUACCCAUAGAGCUACCACUAUCGAGCUCGGAUUCACCACCUCAACAAGUCGGAUUCUUACUCAACUCUUGUGGCAUUCAUGUGGCCCUAACAUCCGAAGCAUGCUUGAAAGGAUUGCCAAAAUCGACUACUGGCGAAAUAGCAAAACUAAAAGGGUGGCCACGUCUGCACUGGUUCGUUACCGAACACUUGCCCAGACCCACGAAGGAUUUCAACGUAAACAAUGUACGAAUUGAAGAAACAGCCACAUCCUAUAUCGAAUAUACAAGCGACAAGGAAGGCAGUGUCAUGGGAGUGACUGUGACGCGUCAAGCGAUGAUGAAUCAUUGCCGAGCUCUAACCAUGGCUUGCCACUAUACAGAAGGCGAGACGAUCGUUUGUGUUUUAGACUUCAAACGAGAAGUCGGCUUAUGGCAUGCUGUACUCACAUCAGUACUGAAUGGAAUGCAUGUUCUCUUCAUUCCAUAUGCAUUAAUGAAACUACGUCCGUCAUCUUGGAUGCAACUUAUAACCAAAUACCGAGCGUCGUGCUGUUUGGUUAAGAGCCGUGAUUUGCAUUGGGGUCUAUUGGCUACAAAAGACCAUAAGGAUAUUUCAUUGUCAUCUCUUCGAAUGCUGCUUGUAGCGGAUGGUGCUAACCCAUGGUCGCUUUCGUCCUGUGAUCAAUUCCUUAGUAUAUUCCAGUCGAAAGGACUACGACCGGAUGCAAUAUGCCCUUGUGCCAGUAGUUCUGAAGUCUUCACUGUUUCGUUACGGCGUCCAGGAAGAUCAAGUGGCGGUUGCAGUCAAUCGGCAACUGGACGAGGUGUAUUAUCGAUGGCAGCUUUAUCACAUGGAGUUGUACGAGUGGAUAGUGAAGACUCUUUAACGUCGUUGACAUUACAAGACUGCGGACAAGUGAUGCCUGCUGCUCAAAUGGUUGUUGUGAGAUCCGAAGGUCCACCAGUUUUGUGUAAAACUGAUCAGGUCGGAGAAAUAUGUGUAACCAGUGGAGCAACUGGAUUAUCAUACUUUGGUUUAGACGGACUUUCAAAUUCAACGUUCAAAGUUCAACCACUUCUAGAUGAUCCUGAUCCAAAAGACUCGAGCUCCGGCAAAACAAUAAGCGAGGAAUACUACGUUCGUUCAGGACUACUUGGCUUCCUAGGACCGGGCGGAUUAGUUUUUGUAUGCGGAUCUCGCGAUGGUCUUAUGACUGUAACUGGACGCAAACACAACGCUGAUGACAUAAUAGCAACCGUUUUAGCUGUUGAGCCAAUGCGAUUUAUUUACCGUGGUCGCAUUGCAGUGUUCAGUAUAAAGGUUCUGCGUGAUGAACGCGUUUGUGUGAUUGCUGAACAACGUCCCGAUUGCUCUGAAGAGGAGAGUUUUCAAUGGAUGUCGCGGGUUUUGCAGGCAGUCGAUUCGAUACAUCAAGUUGGAAUUUAUUGUUUAGCUCUUGUGCCACCGAAUCAUCUACCAAAGACACCAUUGGGUGGAAUUCAUUUAUGCGAAGCGAGACGAAGAUUUUUGGAAGGUUCAUUACAUCCAGCGAAUGUUUUAAUGUGCCCGCAUACGUGCGUAACGAAUCUGCCGAAACCGAGGGAAAUUCAUCAAGGGGUGCAACCAGGAACAACUAGUAGCUCAUCAUCUGGAUGUGGUAUUACAGACACAUCAGUUGGACCUGCGUCAGUUAUGGUCGGUAACCUGGUUCAAGGCAAUCGCUUGGCUGUCGCACAAGGACGUGAUGUCGGAUUAUCAGAGGAUAGCGAGAAGAAGCACCAACUUAUAACUGGAGUAUUGAGAUGGAGAGCGAAUACAUCACCGGAUCAUGUUCUAUACACUCUUCUCAAUUCUAAGGGAGCCGUUGCCAAAACACUCACAUGUUCAGAACUUCACAAACGGGCCGAAAAGAUUGCUGCCUUGUUGCAGGAGCGAGGAAAAGUCAACCCUGGGGAUCAUGUUGCACUAAUCUUCCCGCCUGGACUAGAUUUGAUUUGUGCAUUUUAUGGCUGUCUAUAUUUGGGUGCUAUUCCAAUCACUAUUAGACCACCGCAUCCCCAAAAUCUGAUUACAACCCUUCCAACUGUGCGUAUGAUCGUGGACGUUUCAAAGAGUGGCAUCGUUCUAUCGAUUCAACCAAUUAUAAAAUUGCUGAAAUCACGUGAAGCGGCUGCGUCAAUUGAUCCGAAGAGUUGGCCACAUAUUUUGGAUAUUGACGACAAUCCAAAACGAAAACUGACUGCCAUUGCAAAUGCAACUUUAGAUUCAACAGCUUAUUUAGAUUUUAGUGUGUCGACAUGUGGACGAUUGAGUGGUGUUAUUAUCACGCACAGGUCGCUGUCCAGUUUAUGUGCCAGUUUGAAACUAGCUUGUGAAUUGUAUCCGUCACGACAUGUAGCUUUAUGCCUUGAUCCGUAUUGUGGCUUAGGAUUUGCAAUGUGGACUCUAUUGAGCGUCUACAGUGGGCACCAUUCGAUCUUGAUAGCUCCGUAUGAAGUUGAGGCAAAUCCCAGCUUGUGGCUGUCUACGCUAUCACAAUAUCGUGUCCGCGAUACUUUCUGCUCAUACGGCGUCAUAGAACUAUGCACAAAGGCUCUUAGCAAUUCGAUACAAAUGCUAAAGCAACGUAAUGUCGACUUGCGAUGUGUCCGGACCUGCGUCGUUGUAGCUGAGGAAAGGCCACGGGUACAAUUGACACAACAAUUCUGUAAAUUAUUCCAGGCUCUGGGAUUGAACACACGAUGCGUUUCUACAUCGUUUGGAUGCCGAGUUAAUCCAGCAAUUUGUGUACAAGGUGCCAGUUCGGCCGAAAGUGCUCAGGUAUAUGUUGAUCUUCGUGCAUUGAGGAAUAAUCGGGUAGCUCUGGUAGAACGCGGUGCUCCGAAUUCGUUGUGUUUAAUAGAAUCAGGCAAACUCCUGCCUGGGGUUAAGGUUAUUAUUGCGAAUCCAGAAACGAAAGGACAUUGUGGUGACUCUCAUCUUGGUGAGAUCUGGGUCCAGUCUCCACACAAUGCCAAUGGAUACUUUACAAUUUAUGGUGAUGAGACAGACUAUAACGACCAUUUCAAUGCCAAACUAGUAACAGGUGCAACGACUGAAAUGUAUGCCCGCACCGGUUAUCUAGGCUUCCUCCGUCGAACGGAAUGCUCUCAGGCCGUCUCUAUUCUGGAUGAGACUACACCAAGUGUUGCGAGCCGUGAUAGUGAUAAUGAGUCUCUCCAUUCGCUUAGUCAGUUACAACAUAAUAUGUCGGCUUUGUCUAUCGCGAGUGUGGGUCAAACCAACAGCGAGCAAGAAUUGCAUGACGCAGUCUACGUUGUGGGUGCCCUGGACGAGGUGAUCACGCUAAGAGGAAUGAACUAUCAUCCAAUCGACAUAGAGAAUUCGGUGUUGAGAUGUCAUAAGAAGAUUGCUGAGUGUGCUGUUUUCACGUGGACAAAUCUACUAGUCGUUGUAGUUGAAUUAGAUGGCAAUGAGUCCGAGGCUCUUGAUUUAGUCCCGCUUGUUACAAACACUGUACUGGAGGAGCACCAACUCAUAGUGGGAGUUGUUGUGGUUGUCGAUCCAGGGGUCGUUCCCAUCAACAGCCGUGGUGAGAAGCAGCGAAUGCAUUUACGUGAUGGCUUUUUGGCCGAUCAACUAGAUCCAAUCUAUGUUGCAUACAAUAUGUAAAUAAGUAUAAUAAGACGCUAGAUUAACUGCAGUUGAUAGAGUUAGGCUCGAUGAUGGUGGGAUUCUAUCUGAUUAUUUAGGGCGACAGUUAGCACACUUGUAACACACAAACAAACCGAGACACGUAAAAAAGACUCAACGGCGUAGAAAGAGAAAACACAGUAGCAAUUUAGAUACAGGCGAAAAUACAAUUCAUUAUGUGUAUGACAUAGUUAUUCUAUGCAAAUACAAUAUUUAUACAAUAUGAAGAAAAAUAAUUUUCCUAUUAAUUUUCACGUAUCUCUCGAAUAUUACAAUACUAUGCAUACGUCAUAACAAUAGUUAGAUGUAGGGAAUAUUUUCAUUGCUAUACUUUCUUCGAGACUAGUUCAUUGCGUUUCGUGAAUUAUGUAUUGUAAUUACCUUUGGCAAUUGAAUUUUUGGAGGUAAUGGGAUAACACUGGAUGGUCGAAGGUCAUGAGCGGGGCUAAUGGAAGACGCGCCGCUGCGGAGAUGACCACACGUAUUUACAGCCAUUCGGUAAGAGCAAAAUGCGUAAAUUAUGAUACAUCGUAGCUAUUAACGAGUUAUAAACAACCAAAACAUAUUCUUCACAUCCACGCAGACACAAAUAUUUAUACGAAUACGAAUCUAUAUAAAUGAAUGAUGAACAAUGAAUCGAUUAAAAUUAUGCUAUUGCGUUAUUAUUUCUAAUUUUAUUCGAGCAAUAAUAGUAGGAAGAAGAGAAACACUAUUUAAGGAUUGUAGAGUAAAAACGUAAAUUUUGUUAUGUGAGAAGAAUGAAAAGAUAGUGGAAAAGACAUUUCAGUGUCGUCGCGCAAUCUUCUUUGUCUAUUCUAUUAUUUUUAAUUGUAACUUUUAUAUUACUUACACGAUAAUAGGAUAUUAGAGAGAAUUAUUUUAUUUUGAUUAUAUACAUAUGUAUUUUAUUAUUUUUGUCUCUUUAAGUGAAACAAUUUUUUGUGAUUUUUUCCGAUAUAUUAUAUAAAAUCGUAUAUAUAUGAGAAUUUUAGAAAUAAAUUUGCAUUAGUUUUGUCUUAAUGAAAA